This is a messenger RNA of Annulohypoxylon maeteangense, 1404 nucleotides long. Its product is annotated as argininosuccinate lyase. Lineage: Eukaryota; Fungi; Ascomycota; Sordariomycetes; Xylariales; Hypoxylaceae. Gene Ontology annotation, cellular component: cytosol. The coding region runs from base 1 to 1404 and encodes 467 amino acids. Gene Ontology annotation, molecular function: argininosuccinate lyase activity. The record is from RefSeq and is a predicted model, not a curated record. The transcript has 2 exons.
AUGGCGUCUACUACUAAACCCGGCGAGAAUAUGCUAUGGGGAGGUCGCUUCACAGGCGGCCUCGACCCCCUCAUGGUGGCUUACAACGAGAGUAUCCACUUCGACAAGGCGUUGUACAAGCAAGACAUCCUCGGCAGCAUCGCCUUCGCGCGCGCCAACAACAAAGGCGGUAUCCUGACCGACGAUGAGUUCAGCAAGAUCGAAUCAGGCUUACAAGCCGUGAUGCGAGAGUGGGACGAAGGCAAAUUCGUGAUCGUGCCGGGCGUAGAUGAGGACAUCCACACGGCAAACGAGCGCCGGCUCGGCGAGGUUAUCGGCAAGGAGGUCGCGGGCAAGCUGCACACCGGCCGUAGCCGCAACGAGCAGGUCGCCUGCGAUAUGCGCAUGUGGCUGCGCGACGAACUACGCAAGAUCGAGGACCACCUCAUCACUUUCCUCAAGGUCGCCGCCGACCGCGCCGAACACGAGGUUCAGUAUGUCAUGCCCGGCUACACACACUUGCAGCGUGCCCAGCCCAUUCGCUGGAGCCACUGGAUUAUGUCGUACAGCUUGGCCUUCGCUAGCGACCUCGAGCGCCUACGUGAGGUCGUCAAGCGUGUGAACAAGAGCCCGCUCGGAUGUGGUGCUCUAGCCGGGAACCCGUUCAACAUCGACCGCGACAUGAUGGCCGCAGAGCUAGGGUUUGACGGACUUUUGUGGAACUCGAUGGGCGGAGUAGCGGACCGCGAUUUUGUGGCCGAGACACUGCAAUGGGCGAGCAUGUUAAUGCAACAUGUGUCGCGGUGGUCCGAAGACUUAAUCAUCUACUCGACAGCCGAGUUCGGCUUCGUACGACUAGCGGACGCGUACUCGACGGGCAGCUCGCUGAUGCCGCAGAAGAAAAACCCGGACAGUUUGGAGCUACUACGGGGUAAGAGCGGACGCGUGUUCGGUCAGAUGGCCGGAUUCAUGACGACGCUAAAGGGGCUGCCGAGCACAUACAACAAAGACUUGCAGGAGAGCUGGGAGGCGAUGCUGGACACGGUCAAGACGGUCAGCGACAGCAUCCAAAUCGCGACAGGCGUACUAGCAACUCUAGACAUCAAGCCCGAGAAGAUGAAGGCGGCCCUCGACCCCUUCAUGUUGGCCACUGAUAUUGCUGACUACCUAGUGCGAAAGGGAGUGCCGUUCCGCGAGACGCACCACAUCUCAGGACGCGUAGUGGCGCUAUCGGAGCAGACCGAUACGCCGAUGAACGAGUUAUCGUACGAUCAGCUCAAGUCGAUAGACGCCCGCUUCGAGCAAGACAUUGCCGAGUACUUCGACUAUGAGCGCAGCGUCGAGAUGCGAGCCGCCAAGGGUGGUACUAGCAAGGAGAGUGUCCUAGAGCAGAUCAAGGUUCUGAGGGGCACUCUCGGCGCCUAA